Messenger RNA from Hevea brasiliensis (rubber tree), 777 nucleotides. RefSeq lists its product as uncharacterized. The record is from RefSeq and is a predicted model, not a curated record. Lineage: Eukaryota; Viridiplantae; Streptophyta; Magnoliopsida; Malpighiales; Euphorbiaceae. The coding region runs from base 81 to 629 and encodes 182 amino acids. The transcript is spliced from 4 exons.
UGUUAAAUUAUUAUUGUAACCCUAAAUUGAGGGACGGUACAAAAUAUCUAGAAUUUCAGCUUCAAUUUCCUGGCAAUGCCAUGGACUGGUCUUCAUGGUUUCGAAGAAACGCUAAAAACGCCAAAAGCCCAAAUCAGCAGCAGCGAAAAACACAUGCAGAUGAAGAUGAAGAGCUGCUUGGAGUCACUUCUCAAUUAAUCGAUCAUGUCAAGUCCUUCACACUUGACACCUUCAAGAAUUUCCCACUUCCGGCUGAAGAAGAUGGAACUACCGGAGCUGCUACUUUUAGCGAUGAAGUUCUUGCUACUACUGCAACUACAUCGGCCAAUAUUCGAAAGGAUCUCUCUCAAUGGCAAGAGCGACAUGCUACUCUUGUUCUUUCCAAAGUCAAGGAACUUUCACAACUUAGAUUUAGGCUUUGCCCUGGCCACUUGAAGGAACGAGAAUUUUGGAGGAUUUAUUUUACACUUGUUAAGAGCUACAUAGCUGAAUAUGAGUUGCAGGCCAUACGAGUGGCAAAAAUUAAAAGGAUGGCAACGGAGAAGGAAAUAUCUUCAGAUUCUGGUGCAUUUGAAGUUGAAAUGGCAGAAACAAAGCAAGCAGCAAGUUUGGAACGUCCAACUCCAUGAGAUUGUUCACUCUUAGCCUGAUGUUGAAAGCAUAGGUGUAUGUAUUAGUCUAAUUUUACUUGGAAAAGAGAGUUUCAUAACACUUGAAUUUUGUGAUUGCAUUUCUACUGUUACGUAGCACAUACUGGAUUUGGUGAUUGCUUGGUCA